Anarrhichthys ocellatus (wolf-eel) is the source of this 5555-nucleotide messenger RNA. RefSeq names its product DNA topoisomerase III beta (gene top3b). Gene Ontology annotation, molecular function: DNA topoisomerase type I (single strand cut, ATP-independent) activity; DNA binding. Gene Ontology annotation, cellular component: nucleus. NCBI's taxonomy places the organism in Eukaryota, Metazoa, Chordata, Actinopteri, Perciformes, Anarhichadidae. Gene Ontology annotation, biological process: DNA repair; DNA topological change; DNA recombination. The record is from RefSeq and is a predicted model, not a curated record.
GUUACACUUUCGUGACACAUGUCAUGUAUACUUACACGUAGGUCCAACUUGCAAUGCUGCGCUCGUUGAUGCGGCUGGGCAGGUUGACCAGCUGGCUGUGGUAGUCCUGCAGGCUGUACGAACAGAAGGAUUCGUCCACACACUGGUCGCCCAGUGGCAUGGCCACACUCUGGUGAUGGGCCAUCAGACACAGCAGAAGGACGCGCAGCAGCUGGGUACAGACAAUAACUUGUGUUAGUGUGGCCAGACUCUCUGUGCCAGCUACCUGGAGAUGUGUCUGUUUGUCCAAAUUCAAAUGUGGAAACAUGAAGAGAUGAUAUCAGAUUCAGUUCACGCACUGUGCAGUAUGGACAAUACAGCAGGAUCAAACUGACCAAUGUGUAUCUGAUCAUGUUGUUGUAGACUUGAUUGUGGUCUGUUGUUCCCCUUUAUCAAGUCAUAGGCAGACGACUGACUGGAGGUAUUUCAUACUCUAUUUAGUAAAGACAGUUUUGACUCAGCUGGGAUUUAAAUUUCAGUAUUUAUUUUGUUCUCACUAAAAUGUUUCAAAACCUGUCCAGUAAGCCGAUCACCUUUAUGUGGUCUUUAUUACCUAUUCUUUCAUUAGAUAGGUGGUGAUCUUAGAGCGUUUUCUUUCUUGUAACGUUUGAGAACUUCCAUUCUGUGUAUUCUACCAAAACAUGAGUGUGGUAUCGUAAGAAUGUCGGUGAAUAUCAGCCAUUCCUCUGGUUCCAUAUAACUUUGGACGUCAGUUUGAAAUUAAUCAGGUUCAGCUGGGCGUUAUUGUUCUGCGUCUUCUGCAUAUUCUCUGCAUACAGUUUGUCCAUUUACUCACUGAUGCCUUCUGGAAGAUGCACAUAACCUGACAAAUGUUCCUGCAUGUCUGUAAAGUAAAGUCCUGAACUAUUUCAUCUUGUGAUACAGAUGAUCUUUUUCAUAGAUCCACAUCUUGUGCACAAGAUCUAUAGAAACCAGAAUCAUUCAGGACUUUGCUGGAGGACUUUACAGACCAGUGCAGCAAUCUUGUUUGGUGAUUUUUAUACCCGCUUCUACUGCAACUGCAACUCUUUAAUCUUAGUACUUGUGAUUUUUAAACACACUAGCAGCGUGGCAAAAGGGACGGCUGGUCCACACUGAAAUACCUCAAUAGGUCCUGGAUGGAUUACCAUGAACGUCUGUACAGACGUUGUGAUGAUCCCCAAAGAUGGAUUCUAAUCACUUUCCUUCUGCUCAAAAUACGAUUUUGUCCUACAGUUCAGAAACUAAUCCCGUUCCAAUCAAACAGGUUCACUAUCACAUUCCAGGUUUUGUUGACCGACUGUAACUUUGAAACGAUGUCCAGCGGAUUCGUCUACCUCAGACUGAGACCUUGUAUUAGCUUCACCUGAACUAAACCAUGAACUGCAUGCUGCUGAGAUAAGGACGGUGGAUUUUGUCCCACAUCUCACAGCCAGAAUGAUUACAGCUACCCAUAACUAUUUCAACAUGCAUGUUGGGUGAGAGCAUGAACUACGGUAGACUUGGAAAAAUAUAAACGUAGCCUUUGAAGCCAUAGCUGGUCUACUCUGAAGGUCAGCCACGUGUAGCCUCAGUGGUAGCUAUCUGGAACAGUCAGUCAUCAACAUAAAGGUUUCUUACCUGGAGCUGAUCCAUGGCAGAAGGUGACUGGAGAUUGGUGUGUUUUUCCUUUGGUAGUUCACUGGGUCCUGUAUCUGGACCUGGACCUGCCUCUAUUUAUGUGUCUAGCAUCCACUGUGUGUGUGUGUGUGUGUGUGUGGGUGUGGGUGUGGUGAGGUGAAGGAAGACAUAUUGGUCACUCUGAUUCCCAUCAUAAUAGUUUGUGUCCAUGUUCCCGUAAUUAGCAUUCAGCCUCGAGAGAAUAAUUGUAUUCAGAGAUGACGUCAGCGUGCAGCCUUGAGUCCAGGUAACUGAGGGAGGACCCUCACCACCCCCCCCCCCCUUACUGAGAAAUGGGACACAGCCAUUAGAGGUCUGACUCAUCAGCCAGCGUUCGCUCUAGUUUCAGAAGUAACUUCAUGUUUACGUUUUUGAGCGCAUUUGAAAAGUUUGACAAAAGUUCUAUACACUUAAAUAUACUAAGAAAUCUUCUUUCAUUUUGGCAUAUUAUGGAAGAUUACGUUGGCAUUAUUCUAUAACUAUAGUUUUUGUUUCAGUGGCCAAACAUUUGUUGCAUCCUGCAAAGGUUUACAACUCACCACUUGAUGUUGCAUAUUAAAACACAACCGUUUAACAUUAAAUGUACUUCUGUAUACUUUCAGACAGCAUAUGUAUUUGUAAAAAAGAAAAUUUAAAUUUUUAUGAGUGAUGUACUAUCAGGCGUUGGUACACGAGUACUUGUUAGGAUAUUUUCAUUAUUGGUCUGGAUCUUUCCAUUAGAGUUUAAACAAUAUUCAUUGCCUUUGCUAUCGAUCACUUCUGUUGAAGGCGUUGUAUUUCACUGUAUAUGCUUCCGUUCAAAUAUGGACGUAGAAAUGUUCUGAAUGCUCUUGUGGUGAAAUCUUUUACCUCUUUAAUGGCCGUAUUGACUGAGUACUACCUCAUCUCUUCUCCUUGUCCUGAAGGAAACUGUACAAGUCGCAAGGGGCUCAACGGAGCAUGCUCGGUGCACGAAUACCCCGGCAGCUUCCGGGGCCAAAGUGUACGCUUCAAGAUGACUUCUGUCUGUGGACAUGUGAUGAGUCUGGAUUUCAUUGGGAAGUACAACAACUGGGACAAGGUGGACCCUGCAGAGCUCUUUAGCAAGGCUCCCACAGAGAAGAAGGAGGCCAACCCCAAACUCAACAUGGUCAAGUUCCUCCAGGUUGAAGCCAGAGGCUGUGACUACGUGGUUUUAUGGUUGGACUGUGAUAAAGAAGGCGAGAACAUCUGCUUUGAGGUACUGGAUGCCAUCGAGCCGGUGAUGAACCAGGGGAGUGUUGGGGAGCAAACUGUUUACCGCGCCAAAUUCAGCUCCAUCACUGACACUGACCUCUGUAACGCCAUGAACUGCCUUGGAGAGCCCAACCGCAAUGAAGCCCUGUCCGUGGAUGCACGUCAGGAGCUGGAUCUGCGCAUCGGCUGUGCCUUCACCCGGUUCCAGACCAAAUAUUUCCAGGGUAAGUACGGCAACCUAGACUCCUCCUUGAUCUCGUUUGGACCAUGCCAGACCCCAACACUAGGCUUCUGUGUGGAACGCCAUGACAAGAUCCAGUCCUUUAAACCAGAGACGUACUGGGUCAUCCAGGCAAAGGUAUUCAGAGGGAAGGACAGCCCACUGACACUGGACUGGAACAGGGUGAGGGUCUUCGACAGGGACGUGGGUCAGAUGUUCGUCAACCUGGCCAAGACAUCCAGGGAAGCCCAAGUGGAGUCGGUGAGUAAGAAGGAGAAGGCUAAGCAGAGGCCCCAGGCCCUGAACACUGUGGAGAUGUUGAGAGUGGCCAGCUCCUCCUUAGGCAUGGGUCCCCAGCAUACCAUGCAGAUUGCAGAGCGCCUGUACAUUCAGGGCUACAUCAGCUACCCACGUACUGAAACAACCCACUACCCAGAGAACUUUGACCUGAAGGGAGCGCUGAAGCAGCAGACCAGCAAUCCCAUGUGGGCAGAAGAGGUGAAGGCUCUGCUUUCAACUGGAUUAAACCGACCCAGGAAAGGAGCUGAUGUCGGAGACCAUCCACCUAUCACUCCCAUGCGUGCCGCCUCAGAAGCGGAACUGGGAAGUGAUGGCUGGCGGCUGUACGACUACAUCACACGCCAUUUCAUUGCCACUCUCAGUCAGGACUGCAAAUACCUACAGACCACCAUUGACUUCAACAUCGGCACAGAGGCCUUCUCGUGUAGCGGCAAAACCCUGAUAUCACCAGGUUACACUGCAGUGAUGCCGUGGCAGGGCAUCCCUCUGGAGGAGGCCAUGCCUGUCUGUGAGUGUGGAGACACUUUCACAGUGGACGAGAUCAAGCUGGUGGAGAAGCAGACCAGCCCCCCAGAGUACCUGACCGAGGCUGAACUCAUCACCCUCAUGGAGAAACAUGGCAUUGGUACUGAUGCCAGCAUUCCUGUCCACAUCAACAACAUCUGCCAAAGGAACUAUGUGACUGUGGAGAACGGACGCAAGUUGAAGCCAACCAACCUGGGCAUUGUCCUGGUCCAUGGUUACUACAAGACAGAUGCAGAGCUGGUGCUGCCCACCAUCCGUAGCGCUGUGGAGAAGCAGCUGACCCUUAUCUCUCUGGGUAAGGCCAACUUCCAGCAGGUCUUGCAGCACACGCUGGAUAUCUUCAAGAGGAAGUUCCACUACUUUGUGGACUCCAUCCCCAGCAUGGAUGAGUUGAUGGAGGUCUCCUUUUCCCCCAUCGCUGCCUCUGGGAAGCCGCUGUCCCGCUGUGGCAAGUGCCACCGCUUCAUGAAGUACAUCCAGUGCAAGCCCAGCAGGCUCCACUGUUCCCACUGUGACGAGACCUACAGUCUUCCCCAGAACGGAGCCAUCAAGCUGUACAAGGAGCUCCGCUGUCCGCUGGACGAGUUUGAGCUGGUGCUGUGGACCUCUGGAUCCCGGGGCAAAAGCUACCCGCUGUGCCCGUACUGCUUCAGCAACCCGCCUUUCAGGGACAUGAAGAAAGGUAUGGGAUGCAAUGAAUGCACCCAUCCUUCCUGUCAGCACUCUCUCAACUCUUUGGGCAUUGGACAGUGUGUGGAGUGUGAUGGGGGGGUUCUGGUGCUGGAUCCCACUUCUGGACCAAAAUGGAAGAUGGCAUGUAAUAAAUGCAACGUGGUGGUGCACUUUUUUGAACAUGCACACAGAGUGCAGGUGGCUCAGGAGAGCUGCGAUGCCUGUGACGCCUCUCAGGUCGCGGUGGACUUCAACAAGACUCGCACUCCACUUCCUGACGGCGAGACCCAACACACCGGCUGUGUUUUCUGUGAUCCAGUCUUCCAGGAUCUGGUGGAGCUCAAACAUGCCACCAUGAGGUACCGGGGUGGGGGUGCGAGGCGAGGAGGACGGGGACGUGGCAGAGGACGCCGUGGCAAUCCUAAAAAACCUAAAGACAAAAUGGCUGCCUUGGCAGCUUACUUUGUAUAGUGUCUGUUUGUAGUGCAUCCUGUUGUUUCAUUUUUCCAUUUGUUUUAACGUGUAUUUAAUUACACUGGAGUAAAAUAUGUAUUUGGAAAAUGUUUGCCUCAAGUGUUUAUUUACCAUAAAAAGAGCUUAUAAAUAUAUACAGUAUGCUGUCAACUUUAAAAUAGAAAAUGGUGGGUAAAGAGUUGCAGUGACACAAUUGAAAUUUCAAGAAAAUAGUUGCAGUCUAUCGUGUCCUUUUCUGUUCGUUAACAUGAAGACGUAUUGUGGGCAGAGCGUAGGUAGAACAGAAUAAUUCUCUCAAUACGUCCGUUAAUACAAGCUAGCAAGUUUUGUUGGCUUGUUUUUUUAUAAAGGCUCAAGAAAAUACAAGUUUGUCUCAAUAUCUUCAGUCACUCACUCUCCAUGGCUGCGAGUGUAACCUGAGAAAGUUAAUAUUAACCAACUGGACUCUAUAUGCCGACCCUGAGGCAGUCAG